Molecule: messenger RNA, 2241 nt
Organism: Penicillium antarcticum
Lineage: Eukaryota; Fungi; Ascomycota; Eurotiomycetes; Eurotiales; Aspergillaceae
Product: kinesin family protein
Exons: 3
Coding region: 1-2241 (746 amino acids)
Biological process (GO): microtubule-based movement
Cellular component (GO): kinesin complex; microtubule
Molecular function (GO): microtubule motor activity; microtubule binding; ATP hydrolysis activity
Source: RefSeq, a predicted model, not a curated record
AUGAGUGUCCGAGUCGUCGCACGUGUCCGCCCGCUCCUCAAAUCUGAAAGAGACCUUGAUGUUAUCCUGCGCACAGGAUCAGCUGCCACCGAUAAAUCGCGUCUUUCCAGCAUCGGCGAGAAGAGCGACAAGAAAUUGGCCGCUUUGAGGGAUAGAGACAAUGUUGUGCGGAUCCCCAAUCCUAAGAAUGAGGGCGAAGAAUACGCCUUUCAGUUCAAUGGGGUGUACGACGCGGAAGUUUCACAGCAGGAAUUGUUUGAUGCCGAGGUGGCACCAACAAUCAAGCACCUCAUGAACGGAUUCGACGUCACGUUGUUUGCAUAUGGUGUUACUGGAACAGGAAAAACACAUACAAUGCGCGGCGGUAAAACCCUGGCGGACAGGGGUGUGAUUCCUCGACUACUCAGUGGUGUCUAUAGGCGCGCUAAGAAGAUUGAGAAGGAUAGCGAGGGAGAGACCACGGUGCGCGUUGCUCUGAGCUAUUAUGAGAUUUACAACGACAAGGUGUACGAUCUGUUCGAACCGCCCGAGAAGCGCACAAUGGCGGGCCUUCCCCUUCGCGACAAUGGUGGAAAGACAGUGGUCUGCGGCUUGAGCGAGAAGCCGUGUACAACUUUGAAGGAGUUUGAGCAGCUCUAUGACCAGGCCAAUACCAAUCGGUCGACUUCUGCCACGAAGCUCAAUGCGCACUCAUCACGAUCACACGCAAUUCUCGGCGUGAAGGUUACUGUUACCUCGCCUGAACAUACUCGCGUGAGCACUGCUUCCGCCAUCGAUCUUGCAGGUUCCGAAGAUAAUCGACGGACCGAGAACGACAAGGAGCGCAUGGUGGAAUCGGCCAGUAUCAACAAGAGCCUGUUCGUCCUGGCGCAGUGUGUCGAGGCUAUCAACAAGAAGCAACACCGCAUUCCAUACCGCGAGUCGAAGAUGACUAGAAUUCUGUCUCUGGGACAAAACAACGGCUUGACUGUGAUGAUUCUCAACCUCGCUCCUGUUCGAUCUUACCAUCUGGAUACCAUCAGCUCUUUGAACGUCGCAAACCGUACCCGGAAGAUCGAGGUUCGGGAAGUAGAGAAUGACCCUAUGUUCAAGGGCCCUGCAAGACCAGCUGUUCGGCCUUCUCUGGCAAGUGCGCGUCAGCCUUUGCGUCCACUCACGGCCUCUGUCAAUGUGAACAUGCCAGCCCCUGCUGCUAAGGAACCAGCAGAGAAAGAUGACACCAAGCCUGUGAAGGCAUUCAGCGUGUAUUCCGACAAGCCACAGACCAAGCUCAUUAGCCAGCUACGGAAACCGGAAGGACCUAAGCGCGCAUCUCUCUCCAACGCCCCUUCAAGUCUUCCCUUGAAGCCAUCUCGUCAACCAUUAGGCACACAAGCUCCUGCGCGCCAUGCUGAUUUAUCAGCUGCCCGGAUUGAAGAGAUGGUCGAGAAAAAGGUCGAGGAGAUUUUGGCGUCACGAGCUGUGAGCGAACAAUCGAAACAAUCACAGGUCCGUGAGCUCAAUGAGCAAUUGCAGCGACGAUUGGAACAACUAGAGCAGCGUAUUGAGGGUACCGAGGAUGCGCGGGCCGAGGGUCUGUCAUACUUACUCAUGGCCAAACAGCAUCAAGCACGCGGCGAGGACGCCUCGGCACUGAGAAUGUACCAGCUGGCGGCACCUCACUUCCCACACAAUGAGAAGCUUGCUGGCAAGAUUGCUGCCUUGAAGGAGCGUAUUCAUGCUAAAGCCUGGGAGAAGCAAGCACCCUCCCCACCUAAGGGCAGACUUGGUAGCAUGCUUUCUCUCAAGAAGGAGCCGACCAAGACCCUCGGAAAACGUCAUGCUGAGGAUGACGACGAUUAUAUGGACCAGACAGGUGGCGGUUUCUCUAGUGACGAAGAGAUAGCACGCCCGCGACACAAAAAACGUGCUUCAACUAAGCCUCGUCACAGCGAGAACGGGGAUCUCGUUUUCCUUGAUAACGAGGAUCCCUCCAUUUCCCCUCGUACAAUGCAUCUGCUGUCCAUUAUCAACUCAAGGGAUGUCAGCCAGAUCAAGUUGCUCAAAGGCGUAGGAGCCAAGAAGGCAGAGGCACUUGUAGACUGCCUCUGCGAGAUGGACCAAACAACAACAGAUGGAAACAACGGCGAACUGAUCUCAGACCAGCCCCAGUUCCAGGUGAACAGUCUGGCACAGCUGAGCCAGCUGAAGGGUGUCGGGGUCAAGACAGUGGAGAACAUGAGACAGGGAGUUUUGGCUUGA